AGGAGUCUGCACAGAUCAUGGGUAGUAUUAAUAGUGAAGAGCAAAAUGUCGCUGUAUCCGGAUGGACAAAAUCCAAUUCACCGGAAUUAAUUGAAGAGGAGCGACUUUACACCGAACUUGACUCGGAAGGUCGGAUGAUAAGCAGGACUAUGACGCCAUAUGAGUGUCAGCUCGAAGGCGAAGUGGAGCAGUUGCAAGAGGCGCUUUUCAAAAUCUCGUCCCAUUAUGCCAAAGUUCAGUUCGGACUGCGGCAAAUAUCCUUGGCUUCAGGUUCCGAGAGGGAAAAUCUGUUAAAAGAUUUGGAGCGAUUAAUAGCAAAAGGACUAGAUGCGACUGGUCCCAUACGGGGCGAAAAAUUCUCCAUGCCAGCCAAACUUCGCGUGAAGCAAGACAAGAUUCUUUGCCAACUGCGUGGAAGUCUCGGAGACUUGGUCGGUGCAACUGGAGUUGGCUUUCACGCAAAUCAUUACCCGGCCACAAACAGAUCUCUUAAGAUUUAUACAGGUGCUUCCAAUAAGACUCCCCGCAGCAAAGGCGUCGGCCAGGAUUGUGGUAUAAGCCGAAGAUGCAUUGGUCAUGCAAAGGAAGAAAGCAAACCUGCCACUGGAUACAUGAAACGCACCUGUGGUGAUUUAAGUACGGAAAGCAAGAUACACCUUUACCAUACCAAGUCAGCCACUUAUUCGAAGAUUCGCGGUAAUAGUAAAACAACGGAAGAUGGAAAAACUCGUACAAACAAUAAUUAUUUGGAGCUGUUAAAGUCGAAUUUAAUUUAAAAAAGAUCAAUAACAGCGUGUAAUAUUCACACAUGAGAAGACAGCGAUUUUAAAAACUGAAAAGUUAAAUUUAUAUUUAUUACCAAAUAAAAAAUGCUUAAUACGU
Molecule: messenger RNA, 882 nt
Organism: Drosophila melanogaster (fruit fly)
Lineage: Eukaryota; Metazoa; Arthropoda; Insecta; Diptera; Drosophilidae
Exons: 1
Coding region: 18-776 (252 amino acids)
Source: RefSeq, marked reviewed